Molecule: messenger RNA, 274 nt
Organism: Protopolystoma xenopodis
Lineage: Eukaryota; Metazoa; Platyhelminthes; Monogenea; Polystomatidea; Polystomatidae
Source: the annotation of a GenBank genome assembly
GAUGAAGCACUUCUCUACUAUGAACCCGAGAGGGAGGUUAUUUCGCGUAGUGGAGACGAGGCUGUUGUCGCUCUCUGUGAUCAGUGGUAUUUGGACUAUGGGAAUCAUGAAUGGAAAGAGCAGGCUAAAGAUGCUCUCAGUCGAAUGCAUCUUGUUGAUGAGGUAUAAUUUAUGUCUGCACUCCUGUUUUUCACUUCCCAAUAUAAUAUGUUUUUACUCAACAAUUUUUUGUAGAAAACCUGUCAAAAAAGUUUACAUAUUUUUCAACAGAUAG